ACGGGCGCAUCGAGUAUACGAUCGAUUAAGUUUCCUCCCGUUUAGCGGAAAACAGGCGCGUGCUGUUAUUUCUCUGGUGCCAUGUGCGCGCGGCAGACUCCGCGUAUCUGGGCUCGCUCUACAUGCCUGCCGGUGCGGCACGAGGCGCAGACGAUGCUGGAUGGAGACUGACACCUCGCGGCUUUUCUGUGCUGCUACUCAGGAAUAACGCAUAUGAUUCAGCGACGUGCUACGUCCUUUUAAUAUUAUCCAGCAUGAUUGAUACUUCUUAGUUAUCCGGCGCUUUCCCAGAAACCAGUAUGCAGCAUCUUUAGAAUAUCAGUCGUCCAUGUCAUCCUGUGACUCGGCUUGGAACCUCCCACUGGGUAUACGGACUAUUUAUACCGCGUGCAGCAUCCCGAGCCAUCUGGAGAUACGCGAAUCUGAAAAGAUUUUUCGUUUGGAGUGCCAGCUCUAAUUCUGGCUGCCACUAUGCCUCUGCUGGAAGAAAGCUCUGUGCCAAGGGACUGUACUCGAACUGUGCCAGUAGUCAUCAUUGGUAAUGGUCCUUCCGGUAUAUGCUUGUCGUACCUGCUUAGUGGGUAUACUCCUUAUUUAGAUCCAAUGGCUGUGCACCCAAACCCUAUCCUCUUUCGUAAACUACAGGAAGCCAAGCAGCUUCCCAUCACUGAACAGAAUUUGGAGUUUCUUUGUGAAGGUAUAGAGGGGCGUUCAGGGAACCCUGUGGCGGUGCUAUUCGACACACUCCUUCAUCCAAAUGCAGAUUUGGGCUUUGAGCUCCCCUCUGUACUGCACUGGAGGCUGGAAAAGAAACAUCAUAUUCCUCAUCUGGUCUUGGGCAAAGCUACACCUGGUGGUGCCUGGCACGCAAUGGAAGGUUCAAUGCUGACCAUUAGUCUUGGUAUAUGGAUGGAGUUACCAGGAGUCAACUACAGAGAUUUGACCCCGGGCAAAAGGAGUUCGGUGUCCAAUGAUCGAGCCACUCCAGAUGAGAUCUCUUCCUACUACAAAAAUUAUGUCAAGCUCAUGGGUCUCCAGAAGAACUUUGUGGACAAUACCUAUGUCACCUCUGUUCUAAAACUUCACCGCAGUCAUGAAAAAAGUCUUGGAAAUGAAAAGAACACUAUAAAUGGUCAGCUGAAUGGUGUGAAAAAUGGGUUUGAUUAUUGCAAUAAGAACAGCAUUGAGAACGGUCAGAAUGGACUGGUAAAUGGGUUUAGCAAUGAGUUACGAAAUGAAAUGGAGAAUAGCAGUAGAAGUGGUGAUACUGGGGAGGAGGAUGAAGAUAGUAGAGGCAAUGAAGGAGUGAGAGAGAGUAUUGAGUUUUCCCAAGGACUUUCACAGGGACUCUGGGAGGUCAGAGGCUACCAGCAGCUCCAAGGUGACACUCAUGUCCCUUUUAGCUUAUUUGCAGAGAAUGUUGUCUUAGCAACAGGGGCAUCUGAUUCUCCAGCUCGACUGGGAGUAGAGGGGGAGAAUCUCCCUUAUGUGUUCCACAGCGUACGUGACCUUGGGGUGGCUGUCAGCUGUCACAGCAACCUGGGCUCUUCCUCUGACCCUGUGCUGGUAGUUGGAGCAGGGCUUAGUGCAGCCGAUGCAGUGCUGUGUGCCUUGAACCACAGGGUCACUGUGUUGCAUGCAUUCCGUAAGCGUUCUGAUGACCCAGGUCUCAUCUUCAAACAGUUGCCAAAGACACUUUACCCUGAAUAUCACAGGGUCUACCACAUGAUGUGUUCCCAAGUUUACCCAGCAUCCCCUGUUGCCAAUCCCACACUUCCUAGUUCAUCUUUGUUCCCCGACUACACCAGCUUCCCUGAGCACUGUGUGCUCUCCUUCCAGCCUGACAUGCACUGCGUGAUGAGGGGAUCCAAUGGUGCCCUUAGAGUCUUCAAAGUCUCUAUGGUGCUAGUUCUUAUCGGGACCUAUCCCAACUUAUUUUUCUUGAAGGAGCAAGGGCAGUACCUUGGCUUGGAUCCCAGCAGGCCAAUCUCCUGCAGACAGAAUCCUGUCGACAUAAACCCUUACACCUUUGAGUGCAAUGCUGAGCCUGGGCUCUUUGCCAUGGGACCCCUUGUUGGUGACAACUUUGUACGUUUCUUAAAGGGUGGCGCUCUUGGCAUUACUAGCUGUUUGCGCAAGAGACUGAAACAGAGGAUUGAGAAGAACAGGAAAUUGAUCACCGAGGACGGAGGGUGUGGAGGACGGGGAAGAGAUGGAAGUGGGGGCGGAGGAGGAGGAUUUAUCUAAGGCUCCAAGAGAAAGUUCUUCAUGACGAGUCCAGGAAUACAUCUCAUUUUUAUAUGUAUGUACAAAUUACAAGAGAAAGUACACUUAUAAAAAUGAGCAGAAGCUAGGAGAAACUCUCUUCCCAAUGGUGUCUUAUGUUGACUGUCUUACGAAAGGAGUUUUUGCUGGUCAGGAAUAAUGUGCCAAUAUAUCAAUGUCAUUUGAAGUCUAGAUGGAGUGUGCUUUACCUCUUGUUGUUACAAAUUUCGUCAGUUGCCCUGUUAUUUGUAAUUAGUUACCUGCUCUUACAUCAUAGAUAGCAUAUCUCUGUCAUGAUUGCAGUGCCUGAAGAGGUGUACACACUGACAGCAUUUUGUAGCAACAAAGCAACAAAACAUCAUUAAGAGGUGGUGUCAGAAGGAACAGACUUGCUGUUGAGAAGUGACAAAGAUUAGCUGAGCUAAAAGAUGCAGCAACUAUCAAUGGAAGCAAAGUGAUUUGUCACUUGAGUUGGAUACAGAGGCAGAAUAGGUAUGCCUAUUAAACACCAACAGCUCGGAAACUCUAAACUUCAGUGAUUUAAUAUCUGGCAGUGUGAACACAGCACAAGUCAAGGAGGCUUGCACUAAGUAGUAAAGGAAAGCAAUACCAAAAGAGCAGAUGACUUAGGCAGAAGGCCUAGUUCGUAAAGAUUAUGUUGCAGUCUUCACUAAAUUAACGCACAAUUAAUGUAUAUUAAUACGCACAAACUGUCCAAAACUGAGCUUAUAAUGAGCCAAUGUAUUUCUUUUUCUAAAAAACAAUGAUGCACAAACAUGGCCUUAUCCCAAAUAGUUUAUUACCUUGUCCAUUUGGAUAUAUAUUCUAAUACAGAACACAUAAUAGCACUUUAAACAAACAAACAAAAAAACAUCCCUUUCGUCCAGUAAUUCUAUGGUACUCAAGCCUGCAUAACAGGCUCCUAAAAUAAUCUGAAUUACUGCAAAAAGAAGAAAACUAUGAGGUCACAUAUUAAGACCUGGACUGUGUGCAUUUUUUUCCAUCAGGAAAGAUCAAAAUCAACCUUACUCUUUCCCUACAACCUAAAUCAAGUGCCAAAUGUUAGAAAGACAUUACAUUUUCAGUAACCAUGGUGUUUGUCAGUCAUUCUGGUAGUUUGUAGGUAAAAUAGAUAAAUAAGAAUAUUAUGGAUUACAGAAAAUUUAGAUUAAUCCAAUGUGCAAUGUUUAGAGAUUUGUGAAUUUAGAUUAUUCCAGUGUGCUAUGUUUUAGAGAUUUGCGAUUUCGACUCCUCAGUAAGGUAUUUUGCAGCACUCAAUAGUGGAACAUUUUACUUAAUACCCUGUUGUGCCAAAUAAAUGUUUUAUUGCUUUGAAAUAUUAACUGAAAUAACUUCUGAACUAGCAUUUUUAAGUUUAGACUGCUGGGGGAAUGUUUGUGUGGACUGACAGUCUAGAUAGUUGAUAUCAUCAAAAGACCUGAAGGUACACUUGAAGGAACCAAAACCAUAAGAUGACAAAUCAGAGCUGUAAGAAAAAAAGUCCACUAAUUCAAUGCAGGAUGGUCAAAGCUGCUUCACAAGGUGAUGGAGGUGAAAUACGACUGCUCAAUUUUGUAAAAUGUCAACUUUUAAUAUAUACAUAUACUUUUUGUACAGAGUAUUUUUUAUUAUAGACAAAUAAAACGCUCUUUUAAAAAUGGAAACAUGUUUUUCUUUGUAUCUUGUCACAGAUAAUGGCAGCAUUAUGAACUAUUAUUUCUUUGCCCGUCUAGGGUUGUACCUAAAAGAAAAAGA
Cyprinus carpio (common carp) is the source of this 4020-nucleotide messenger RNA. Its product is annotated as oxidative stress-induced growth inhibitor 2. The record is from RefSeq and is a predicted model, not a curated record. Lineage: Eukaryota; Metazoa; Chordata; Actinopteri; Cypriniformes; Cyprinidae. Gene Ontology annotation, molecular function: oxidoreductase activity.